Molecule: messenger RNA, 162 nt
Organism: Exserohilum turcica Et28A
Lineage: Eukaryota; Fungi; Ascomycota; Dothideomycetes; Pleosporales; Pleosporaceae
Exons: 1
Coding region: 1-162 (53 amino acids)
Source: RefSeq, a predicted model, not a curated record
AUGGCCCGCCCCAGCUGCUCACAUAGCUUCAAGUUGAUCAAGUCAGACACCACCCUCGUCGUCUGGACAUGCAACCUGUGUCACAGUGGGCCCUUCACCUCCAUCUACCAGUGCGAGCAGUGCAAACUCAAGACGUGUCAACCCUGUGCGUCCAAGUCCUAA